AUGGCGAGGGAGAAGAUACAGAAGAUCAGCAGAAAAAGAGGAAGAGAAGAGGAGAAAGACAGACUGAGUGACUUGCCUGAUGCUGUUCUGCAAAACAUCAUGGAUUUCAUGAACACAAGAGACGUCGUUCGAACCUGUGUCUUGUCUAAACGAUGGAAGAACCUCUGGAAACAUGUCACCACUCUAUCUUUCUCUUCCUUGGGAAAGGUUCGCUUUUACAACAAGUUUGUACCUCAAUUUCUGGCAAAUCGAGAUGCUUCUACCUCCCUGAUCGAUCUCAACAUUGAGGUUUACGGUUUCAAUGCGCCAAAACUCCUCACGGGGAUAGCAAGAUAUGCUGCACAGCACAAUGCCCAGCACUUGAACAUCACCACACAGUACAAUUUCAGAGACAUCCCCACUUCUUUUCUUCCUUUGAUGUUUUCCUGUCACUCUUUGACAUCUCUUGUUCUUGGCACCUGUGUCGGUGAUCCUCCCACGAAACUUCCAAAAUCCCUGCUUUUACCAACCCUAAAAACCUUGCAUCUCUCUAAUGUUAGAUUUGACGCCAUUGAUCGUCACUGCGUUGAACCUUUUUCAGCCUGUAGCGUGUUGAAUACUUUGACCAUGGAAGGCUACUCCUUUUGCAAUGAUGCAGACACCUUCUGCAUAACUAAUUCUAGCCUUUCCAUUUUGAAGAUCAGUAAUUCGUUUGUGUACAACAUCUACCCGCGCAACUAUAAACACAAAAUUAUACUUUCUACUUCAAAUCUUGCUUCGAUCACAAUCGGGGAUAACAUCAUCUUCAGUGAUGACCAACUCACCUCUACGUGUGAUCUUCCUUUUCUUGAAGAAGUUAACGUUAAGAUUCUUUCUCUUCCCAUGAAUUAUUCAGUUGUAGCAGGGUGGUUGCAAGUGCUCUCCCAUGUAAAAAGAUUGACACUCUCCUUUCGGAGCCUUCAUGAACUACAAAAUCUUGAUACGAUGGAAAUUCAAUCUCCAUGCUUUGAUCGAUUGGAGUCGUUGAAGACAGUAAUAGUGACUCCUCCGCUUAGAGUAUUGGACGAAGAAGUGGACGAAGAAGUGAACAUAAUGGUACGACACUUGCUUCAGACUCGACAAGCACCACAAUUUCUGUCUGUCAUGAAUUCCAGAAAGUUGGAACUGCACUGCUGA
Molecule: messenger RNA, 1155 nt
Organism: Vigna angularis (adzuki bean)
Lineage: Eukaryota; Viridiplantae; Streptophyta; Magnoliopsida; Fabales; Fabaceae
Product: putative F-box/FBD/LRR-repeat protein At1g78760
Exons: 2
Coding region: 1-1155 (384 amino acids)
Molecular function (GO): protein binding
Source: RefSeq, a predicted model, not a curated record